AUGAUUUUUUUAACAAUAUCAUUACAUGUUAGCAAAUGUUUUUAUUUUUUUUAUUUUCAUUUAGAUUUAACGUCAAACAUGACUGGCCAGGAAGACGUCCUACGAGCUUUGGGGUGCAUUGUUAAAAUGAACAUAGAAAACAUUGCAGAAGACUGCUCUGCUUGUGGGAUUCUGCUCAGUCCUUCUCGAGGCAUUAUUUUAUCUCAUGGGUCCAUCCUGACAGAGCUUUGUCUCAAGGAUAAAUCUUUGUACUCAUCACUGAAACAUGAGCAUGUCAUCAAAGGAUCAGAUCUUCAUAGUUCUAAGUUUGAGGUGUUAAUUGAUGACAGAUGGUCGACUCGAUUUGAAUCAACACAUCCAGCUCCUAUAGCAAGAGAAUCAAGUGAUAAUUUGUCAGAACCGGGCAGAAACACUGUAACAUCAGCGUCUUUUAUUCGUGUUAAAUGUGUAUUGCUUUAUGCAUUCAGAAAUGCUGAUUUCGCCAAGACUCUAGCAAAAAUUAUGCCUGACAGUAAUUGGACCUUCACUACCGAUUGCUCUGAAGACUCAACUUCUGAAGAUAGUACAUCUCUGCAACAACACGACAUGACAGACAUAGAUGAAAAUAAUGUUUGCUUUAAUUUGCUCAGUUACUUUUUGCUUCUGAAAAUUGCACCCUUAAGUUUAAAUUCUCAGAAUAAUUAUUUGUUAUCAUCACUGAGACCAUUGUUAUUGAAGUCACACAACUGUCAAAUAGGAGACUUUGCAGAAAUUGUAGCCACACCAUUUGGCAGUCAGAAUCCCUUGUUAUUUUUCAACUCCUUCAGCAGAGGUGUUGUUUGCAAUGUCAGUGGCACGCAGGGAUGUUGGAUUUUGACUGAUGCUCGUUGCAUACCUGGCUCAGAAGGGGGACCACUGUUUACAGGAAAUGACAACCAGACUAGACGUCUCUCAGGCAUUAUUGCUGCAUCCUUGUGUUGGAAGAACAAAGAAUGGAUUGGGUUUUCCUUGGCAUGCAGCUUAAACAGUAUCUACAGUGCACUGGACUUUUAUAUGAAAGCAGGCAGGCUCAAACUGUGGUCAGAAUCCAAAGAUUGGAUUGAAAGGAACCUGUUAAACGGACGCAGUACCCUUUUAUCCAAUACAAAAAAUGCACCGAUAUGUAAAUAUGUUUUUAUUCUAAACUGCCUUUAUGUCAGGAAGAGAUCGUUGUUGUCAUCCACUGUGGCAGUACGGGUUGGAAGCACAUGGGGCUCAGGAAUCAUCGUUGACCGAGACAAAGGAAUCAUUUUAACAUGUGGUCAUGUUGUCAAAGAUUCACACAGCUUUGAUGUACAGAUCAAACCUUUCCAAGGCUCACCUCGGUACAAGGCUACACUAGUCUACAGCAGCUCUGGCACUUUUCAGAAACCUUAUGAUAUCGCCAUUUUGAAAUGUCCACAAGCUGUUCACAGUUGUCCCGUCUACAGAGAGCCUAGGAUAUGCAGUCCUAAACUUGGUGAGAGGGUUUUUGUUGUUGGCCAUGCCUUGUUCAGCACAGAGCUUGACCUGCAGCCAUCACUGUGUGCAGGAGUCAUUGCCAAGGUCGUAACAUUUAAAGGCCAGUCUGUGAUGAUACAGUCUACUUGUGCAGUGCAUGCUGGGGCAAGUGGUGGGCCAUUAUUGAACACAGCAGGUGAUUUGGUUGGCAUAGUUGUCUGCAACACAGUAGACAAGGGAAGCAAUUCCAGUUACCCACAUAUCAACAUGAGUAUCCCAGCUGUUAGUGUCUGGCCUAUUGUUCAGAGUUAUCUUCAGACCGGAG
Molecule: messenger RNA, 1783 nt
Organism: Candidula unifasciata
Lineage: Eukaryota; Metazoa; Mollusca; Gastropoda; Stylommatophora; Geomitridae
Source: the annotation of a GenBank genome assembly